UUAUUUCGGACACUCUUCUUCGUUCUGCCGCACUGCUCUAUAUCCGUCACCUUCUUCUUCUUCUUCGAUACUUUGAUUUUCUAGGGUUUCCAGAGCCUCUUCACACGGUUCUUUCGAGCUUUUAUAGGGUUUACGGAGUCUGUUGCUUCUUAGAACAAUUUCCAUGCGCUGCUGUUCAGCAGCUUCUUGAUCAGGGGUUUCCUUCUGACCUAGUGAUAGGGCUUCGAUUCGUCCGUCUCUACUAUGAAUUUUCAUUGCAUAUGGUAUCGUUAAAUUAGGCCAAGUUUGAUCGUAGGAAUUUUUUUUUGGUAUUUGUUGGUCGAGUUCGGAUUUGAAUGGCACUGGGAGAUUUGAAGGCGUCUCGAUUUUCGCAAUCGUCAAUUGCUGAUUCGAAUCAAUUGAGUGAGUGUUCGAGCCACAGAGACGGUUAUAUUGUUGGGCAGAGAAAGGAUACGGACUCUGAGACGGCGAGCUGUAGCUAUGGCGAUCCCACUACAACAACGUCCGCUACAAACAUGGCGUAUUUGCCGCAGACUGUCGUUUUGUGCGAGCUACGACACCAGCCAUUCGAGGCUUAUGUUCCCUCUGCUCCGUCUGAUACCCUGUUGGUCUCAAAAUGGCGGCCUACGGAUCGAAUGAAGACAGGGUGCGUUGCUCUUGUUUUAUGUUUAGACAUUGGCAUUGAUCCACCCAACGAUGUGAUUAAGAUAUCUCCUUGUGCUACAUUGGAGUGCUGGAUAGAUCCAUCGUCUUUGGCAUCUGAAAGAGCCCUAGAAGCAAUCGGUACAACCUUGAGUCUUCAGUAUGAGAGGUGGCAACCAAGGGCUCGCUACAAGAUACAGUUAAAUCCUACCAUGGAUGAAGUGAAAAAACUUUGUACCGCAUGUCGCAAAUAUGCCAAGUCAGAGAGAGUUCUGUUUCACUACAAUGGACAUGGCGUGCCAAAGCCAACUGCCAAUGGCGAAAUUUGGUUGUUUGAUAAGCAUUAUAAAUAUGCCCCUUUGCCAUUCAGCGAACUUGAUUUCUGGUUAAAAAGACCAUCAGUAUUUGUUUUUGAUUGCUCUGCUGCUGGAGUGAUUGUCAAGGCCUUCACAGAGCUCCAGGAUCAGAGUGCAUCUAGCUCCUCUGGACCAUCCACAAGGGAUUGCAUUCUGCUUGCAGCCUGCGAGGCACAUGAGACUCUUCCUCAGAGUGCUGAUUUUCCUGCUGAUGUGUUUACAUCCUGCCUUACGACACCCAUCCAGAUGGCAUUAAGAUGGUUCUGCACUCGUUCAUUACUUAGUGAAUAUCUUGAUUAUUCACUUAUUGACAGAAUUCCUGGCCUCCCAAAUGACCGUAAAACACCUCUAGGGGAACUAAACUGGAUUUUCAGUGCAGUAACUGAUACAAUUGCCUGGAAUAUUCUCCCACGUGAACUUUUCCAGAAAUUGUUCAGACAAGAUCUAUUAGUUGUCAGUCUUUUCCGCAAUUUUUUGCUUGCAGAAAGAAUUAUGCGUUCUGCAAACUGUUCCCCAGUCUCACAUCCAUUGUUACCGCCUACACAUCAGCAUCAUAUGUGGGAUGCUUGGGACAUGGCUGCUGAAGUCUGCCUCUGUCAGAUUCCAAUAUUGGUCGAGGAUCCUAAUGCCAAGUUCCAGCCAAGCCCUUUUUUCACGGAACAGUUGACGGCGUUUGAGUUGUGGCUUGAUCAUGGUUCUGAACAUAAGAAACCACCAGAGCAGUUGCCUAUUGUUCUUCAGGUUUUACUUAGUCCAUCCCAUCGAUUUCGUGCUCUGGUGCUACUUGGACGAUUUCUUGAUAUGGGCCCCUGGGCUGUAGAUCUGUCAUUGUCCGUAGGAAUAUUUCCAUACGUACUAAAGCUGUUGCAAACAACUAAUCCGGAACUGCAGAAAAUUCUUGUGUUUAUAUGGUCAAAGAUCCUUGCAUUUGAUAAGUCAUGCCAGGUUGAUCUGAUAAAGGAUGGUGGUCACAAAUAUUUCAUUAGGUUUCUUGAUAGCAUGGACGCAUAUCCUGAACAGCGCGCAAUGGCUGCAUUUGUUUUGGCCUUGAUUGUAGAUGGACACAGGCGAGGUCAAGAAGCCUGUAUUGAAGCUGGUUUAAUACAUGUGUGCUUGAAGCACCUUCAGGUUUCUACUCCCAACGAUAUACAAACUGAACAACUAUUUCUUCAGUGGCUUUGCCUUUGUCUUGGAAAGCUGUGGGAGGACUGUACAGAGUCAAAAAUAAUAGGUUUGCAGGCAGAUGCCCCAUCUAUAUAUGCCCCUUGCCUUUCUGAGCCCCAUCCCGAGGUUAGAGCCUCAGCUGUUUUUGCACUCGGCACACUCCUUGAUGUUGGGUCUGAUUCAUCUAGAAAUGAUCUUGGAGGCGAUGAAGAAUGUGAUCAUGAUGAAAAAGUUAAGGCUGAGAUUAGUAUCGUCAAGAGUCUUUUAGAUGUUGUUUGGGAUGGAAGCUCACUUGUCCGGGCAGAGGUUGCUGUAGCUCUAGCUCACUUUGCCCGUGGCCACAAGAAGCACCUAAAGUCAAUUGCUGCUGCAUAUUUGAAACCUCAAUCUAACUCGGUGCUUAGUUCCUUGCCUUUAUUGGCUGUCAAGGGUACAAGUAACAAUUAUACUACAAACCAGUACAUGCCGCAUGAGAGUAUUGUUCCUUCCCAAAUUAGUAGGCUUCUGAAAGUUGACGGCGAUAACCAAUUUGUGGUUCGUGAUGGGAAGGCCUUCAGUAGCAGCAUCCAUCUUGCAGCUUCUGGAGUAAUAAAUGGAUCUCCACCGUCUGAUGAUUCCCCUCAGCAUUCCAAUUCUGGCAUAUUGAACGACUGUGUGAGCAAUGGGGUUGUUAAUCACACAAGGCCAAGAUCACAAGACAAUUCGUUGUAUUCAGAAGUUGUACUGGCUAUGCAAACGCUAGCCAAGGAUCCAUCACCACGCAUCGCUAACCUUGGCCGUCAAGUACUAUCCAUUAUUGGGAUGGAACAAAUGGUGACAGCGCCUGUCAACUCCACUGGUAGCAGUGUUCAGUCUGCUGAACCCACAGUAACUCCAACCUCUAGUCUUACUGGACUAACCCGUUCAUCUUCAUGGUUUGAUAUGAGUGCAGGACAUUUUUCACUGGCAUUUAGAACUCCUCGGCCAAGUUGUUUAACAGGAAUGCGAAGAGUUUAUUCUCUAGAUUUUAGGCCAUACCUAUAUAAUUCUCCAGACUCGGGAUUAUCUAAUCCACUUUUAGCUUCUGCUGGAUCUUCUGGUCUCACAGAGGGCAGUUUUCUUCCACAGUCAACUAUCUACAAUUGGAGCUGUGAUCACUUUUCAAAGCCACUUCUUACUGCAGCAGAUGAUAGUGCAGAAAUAAUAGCUAAAAGAGAGGAGAGGGAAAACUUUGCACUUGACCACAUUGCAAAAUGCCAGUACUCUUCGGUUAAGAAGCUACAUAAUCAAAUUGCUAGGUGGGAUACAAAAUUUGAGACGGGUGCCGAAACAGUUUUGCUGCAACCUUUCUCUCCAGUUGUAGUUGCUGCAGAUAGGAAUGAAUGGAUCAGGAUAUGGAAUUAUGAGGAUGCUACCUUGCUCAACAGUUUUGACAAUCAUGAUUGUCCUAACAAAGGAAUAUCAAAGCUCUGCCUUGUGAAUGAGCUCGAACUCGAUGACAGUUUGCUUCUUGUUGCUUCAAAUGAUGGAAAUAUCCGAAUUUGGAAAGAUUAUGCUCUAAAGGAUGAACAGAAACUUGUAACUGCAUUCUCUUCAAUCCAAGGUCAUAGACCUGGUGUUCAAAGUGUAAAUGUUGUUGUGGAUUGGCAGCAGCAGUCUGGAUAUCUGUAUGCUUCUGGUGAAAUAUCUUCCGUUAUGGCUUGGGACCUGGAUAAAGAGCAGCUUGUCAAUUCUAUUCCUUCGUCGUCAGAUUGUUGUAUUUCAGCAUUGUCUGCUUCUCAAGUUCAUGGGGGUCAAUUUGCAGCUGGUUUUUUGGAUGGUUCCAUCAGACUGUUUGACCUUCGAAGUCCUGAAAUGCUUGUUUGUGCAACAUGGCCACACACCCGAAGAGUAGAAAGUGUUGUGGGAAUUGGCUUUCAAUCCGGACUUGAUUCAGCAAAGAUUGUUAGUGCGUCUCAGGCUGGUGACAUUAAAUUCCUUGAUAUUAGACACCAAAAAGAUGCGUACCUCACAAUUAAUGCUCAUAGGGGCUCACUUACUGCUUUAGCUGUUCAUCGGCAUGCACCAAUUAUUGCCAGUGGCUCAGCCAAACAGCUUAUCAAAGUCUUUAAUUUGGAGGGUAACCUAUUAAGCACCAUCGGUUACUACUCCACCUUCAAGGCCCAGAAGAUGAGACCUGUAAGCUGCCUCUCCUUCCAUCCAUAUAAAGUACUGCUCGCUGGUGGUGCUGCAGAUGCUUGCAUCUCUAUCUAUGGUGAUUAAUCUCUGUGGCAAGAUGACAAGAUAAAUGUAGAUUUAUUCAUAUCCUUCUCUGAAGGCCUUUUUGUUGGGAGGCAAUAUGAGCGCAUUAACUUGCAUCGGUGUGACAACAAUGUGGCAUUAUGGGUGCAGAUGGAGAUCAAGUUUGAGUCUUUCUGCGUCUCCAGUUCCUCCUUGCAAUUCAUGUUUCUGAAAAUACAGGUUAACCUACUCUGUCGAUAUCCGAUGCUAUCUAUUCAUUAGCCUCCAUUAGUCAGACAAGUAGGGAGAAAUCCAGCAUAUUCCUUGUGGAUGCUUUGGGAAAUAAUCUGAUAUAGAUAUAAAAAAAGGUGUAAAUAUUCUCUCCUUUUAUUUAGCCAUGAUAUAUAUAUAUUUUUUCCCAUCACUUUGUACCAUGUGUAAAUGUACAAAAUCUAUUGCGAUUAUAAAUUAAGUGUUGUUGA
Messenger RNA from Cornus florida, 4843 nucleotides. RefSeq names its product regulatory-associated protein of TOR 1-like. The transcript has 23 exons. Gene Ontology annotation, cellular component: cytoplasm; TORC1 complex. Gene Ontology annotation, molecular function: protein binding; protein-macromolecule adaptor activity. The record is from RefSeq and is a predicted model, not a curated record. Bases 336 to 4403 code for a protein of 1355 amino acids. Gene Ontology annotation, biological process: positive regulation of protein serine/threonine kinase activity; positive regulation of cell growth; TOR signaling. Lineage: Eukaryota; Viridiplantae; Streptophyta; Magnoliopsida; Cornales; Cornaceae.